AGACCAGACUCCAAGAUAGCUCUUUUGGUCAUGGUUGCCCUAAUAAAACUCUGCUCUAUUUUUUUUCUCUUUUCUAAAAAAAGAAAAAGAAAAACAAAACCCUCUUUUUAUUUUCACAGAUAAUUGAGAUAUAAACGUUACAAAAACCAAUUUCAACUCAACUUGUCAGUCUUGAGAUAGAUAAACUUGUUCGGAUUCUUGGCCCCUUCGAGAAGGGUAUAAAGUUUGGGUCUUUGUUAACCCCAACUGUUAAUGGAGAGUUCUGCAUCUCCAGCAGCAGAGUCUAAGGCUAUGGAGGUUGAUUCUGAGAAACAAUCGGUUAAAAGAGAUGGUAGCCCUGGGCCGGACUCUACUCCUCCUAGUCCGAAAAAGGUUGCAUCUCCUGCAGCAGAGUCUUUGGCUAUGGAGGUUGAUUCUGAGAAACAAGAGAUUAAAGGAGAUAGUAGCCCUGAGCCUGAUUCUGAGAAACAAUCGAUUAAAGGAGAUAGGAGCCCUGAACCUGACUCUGCUCCUCCUAGUCCUAAAGUAUCUGCUAAAUGGAAUCCAUUAGAAGCUUGCAGGCCUUCGGUUGAUGAUGCUCCCAUAUUCUAUCCCACUAAUGAGGACUUUGAAGAUCCACUUGCUUACAUAGAGAAGCUGCGCAGUAGAGCAGAACUAUUCGGCAUAUGUAGAAUUGUACCACCCGUUGCGUGGAAACCUCCCUGUCCUCUGAAGGAAAAAGAAAUAUGGGAGAAGUCCAAGUUCCCCACUCGGAUUCAGCUGAUUGACUUGCUUCAAAACAGAGAACCGAUUCAAAAGUCUCCCAAAAGCAAGAAGCGAAAACGGGGAAGAGUCUCUAAAGUUGGAUACUCAAGAAGAAGAAGAGGUUCAGGCAGCGAUGAUGAUGAUUCCACUGAAGAUGCUGAAGGGAAAUUUGGUUUCCAGACUGGGCCAGAUUUUACACUUGAAGAGUUUCAGAAGUAUGAUGAAGAAUUUAAGGAAUCUUAUUUUCAGUUAGAGAAUGGUUCCAAAGCGUCUGAAAAUAAGAAGUUUAAACCUAAGGUUAAGGAUAUCGAAGGCGAGUAUUGGCGGAUAGUGGAGCAAGCAACUGAUGAAGUAGAGGUGUACUAUGGAGCUGACUUGGAAACGAAGAAAUUUGGAAGUGGUUUCCCCAAGUAUUCACCAGAUUCUCGUAAAAGUUUAGAAGAACAUCAAUACUCUACAAGUGGCUGGAACCUAAACAAUUUAUCGCGUCUCCCUGGAUCUGUUUUAUCUUUUGAGAGGUGCGACAUCUCAGGAGUUAUUGUGCCAUGGCUUUAUGUUGGAAUGUGCUUUUCAACUUUUUGUUGGCAUGUUGAAGAUCAUCACCUUUAUUCCUUGAACUACUUACACACGGGUGAUCCAAAAGUUUGGUAUGGGAUCCCUGGAAGCCAUGCUGCGUCCUUUGAAAACGCAAUGAAAAAACUUCUUCCAGAUUUGUUUGAAGAACAGCCUGACUUGCUACAUCAACUGGUCACCCAGUUAUCUCCAAGCAUCUUAAAAGAGCAGGGAAUACCUGUCUAUCGAGCUGUCCAGCGCAGUGGAGAGUUCAUUCUAACCUUCCCCAAGGCCUACCACUCUGGGUUCAACUGUGGUUUCAACUGUGCGGAAGCAGUGAAUGUUGCACCAGUUGAUUGGCUGGUUCAUGGACAGGAUGCAGUGGAAGGAUAUAGCAAGCAGCGGCGAAAGAGCUCAUUGUCGCAUGACAAGCUGCUUCUUGGAGCAGCUAUGGAAGCUAUUUAUUAUCUCUGGGAGCUGGCAGUUACAAGGAAGAAGACCCCUGUGAUUGCGAGGUGGAAAAGAGUUUGUAGUGAGGAUGGAUUGCUUACGAAGGCAGUCAAGAAGCGGGUGGAGAUGGAGGCAGAAAGACUAAAUCAACUUGGGGAUAGUUAUAGCGUGGUGAAGAUGGAGGGUGAUUUUGACAUUAAGAGAGAAAGAGAGUGCUUCUUGUGCUUCUAUGAUUUGCAUAUGUCUGCUUCAAGCUGCAAGUGUUCCCCCAACCGAUUUGCGUGUCUUACCCACGCUAAGGAUCUCUGUUCAUGUGAAAGCAAGGAUAGAUUUGUUCUUCUUCGUCAUACUCUGGAUGAGUUACGGUCUCUGGUCAGAGCUCUAGAAGGGUAUCCCGAUGCCAUAGAAGCUUGGGCACGUAUAAGCCGUGAACAUAAUCCUUCACGGCAGCAGAGCGCAAAAGAAGCAUUGGAUUUCAAGAGCAGCACCUCCGGUUCAAAGAGUCGUGGUUCAUCGAAAACACAGCUACAAAACAAUCUCCAGUUAGGCUCUGAAGGCUUACAAAGUGAUAAGGAAGUUAAGUUGAAACAAGAUGGUGAUCAAGAUGUACAUGGCAUCACUACUAAGUCUGAUGAGAAGAAGAUUGCGGUUAAAUCUCAAAACCCACAUUCGGUUUCAGAUGUAGGGUGUAGCGAGCCAGAUGCCGCAACCAAUAGGUUGAGUCACUCUGUUGAGCUUUUGAAGUCUGGAUCUCUUGUUGUUAAGAAGCAGUGGUGCAGUAAGCAAGCCAUCUACUCAAAAGGAUUCAAGAGCCGUGUUAAGUUCAUAAGCGUGCUUGAUCCAACAAAACUAACUAACUACAUCUCCGAGGUUCUGGAUGCAGGGCUUGCUGGUCCACUGUUCAGGGUGUCACUAGAAGAAUGCCCCAGCGAGAACUUCUCGAAUGUAUCAGCUGAGAAGUGCUGGCAAAUGGUGAUACAAAGGCUUAAACUCGAAAUCAUCAAGAGAUGUGAUCAACCAGCUAGCUCCUUGACCGCUUUACAGGCUUUGGAGAGUAUUGGACUUGAAAUGUUUGGCUUUCUCUCACCGCACGUUAUUCAGGCGCUUGAGGCUCUCGAUCCAAAGCAUCAGUUGGAGGAGUAUUGGAACCAAAAAACAGCGAAAGUGUUUGGUGUUGAACUCACAAAGGAAGGAGAAAAGGAUAAUGAUGAUAAAGAGAAAGGAGGGGCUUCAGAUCCCUCAAUGGACAGGGACACAAGGCUUCUGCGUGGACUGUUGAAGAAGGCGACACCGGAAGAGCUAGCAAUGAUGCAUGGACUUCUAUGUGGUGAGACACGCAACACCGAGCUCCAGGAAGAGCUCUCCUCUUUGGUGGAUAAGAUGGAGAAAAGUCCUUGAGCUCAUCAUCAACUCUUUGAGGUUGAUUGUGUCAUUGUUCCUUCGUAUGUGUUCAGGCUUCAGUCGUUCUGCUGUAUUAGUAAAGAGAAAUCUAGAGAGGUAAACAAAGUAGACAAAAGGGUUUGUUUGUUCUGUCACUUCCUUUAGAAAAAGGGUGUAGGAUUAUUUAAUGUACUCAUGUACCAUUGUUCCUCUAUUUCAUCUGUUGUACUAUCUUUAAUUGAAGGGAAAAUGCUUCUAUGAUUA
Molecule: messenger RNA, 3390 nt
Organism: Brassica rapa (field mustard)
Lineage: Eukaryota; Viridiplantae; Streptophyta; Magnoliopsida; Brassicales; Brassicaceae
Product: probable lysine-specific demethylase JMJ14
Biological process (GO): chromatin remodeling; regulation of gene expression
Cellular component (GO): nucleus; chromatin
Molecular function (GO): histone H3K4me/H3K4me2/H3K4me3 demethylase activity
Source: RefSeq, a predicted model, not a curated record